CGGACACACCUCCCGCGAAAUCUUCCACACCAUGACUUUGUGCCUCAUCGCAUGAAGUGGGGUGUGGCCAUAGUCGGUUGUGAUGCCUGCGAUAGGAUUCUAAUCCCAAGCAGCGGUGAAGUCUUCGUAUUCUCCACCUCGGACAUAGGAAUAUAGCACUCCAUCGCUUAAAUGGGAUCCAUACGGAUUCUCGUUGUUUAUCUCCAGCGAAUACGGGUCAAGCAACUGUCGAAAGAGAAAUGCUUUCAACCCACGCACUCGGUGUUCAGUGUGCACAUAGAGUACAUCUUCAGUGUUGCUACAUAAUCCUGCCCACGAUGAAACUAGCAGAUUUGUGUUGGGGGCAUCUGAAAGUCUCAUCACAGCAGGUGAGAGACGCACCAUGCAGCUCGCUGUGUCCACCAUCACGACGGAAUGCCAUGCCGUUCCGAGCUGUUGAAUCUGUGAAUUCAACUCGAUGCCCCCAGUGGCCCAUCAUUCAAGAAGAUUUGUUAAACGAUUCACAUGGCAAGGGAAGGGGGUCAGUCCUCAGUGUUUGGGAAUGCAAUAAACCGUCCAAGGACGCUCUAAAAUAUGAAUGGGAAUCAGUGCAGGUUUCUGUAGGCCUGGAAAGAGGAAGGUGUCCAAAAUAUUACAAAAUCCCAAUGAAGGAUGGCUGUGAGUACGUUGCGAUAUAUAGACCACUGGAAACCAUCAACAAAUGAAGUGGAGGCGUUCUGAACAUCGGAUCCCGCGGUCCAUGGAGUACCAGCUGCCUGUGGUUCAAGAGCCAGAACAUCGCUCGCGCUGCAGAAGGCGCAUUGAUGACGAUGAUCCGGUGAACGU
Molecule: messenger RNA, 825 nt
Organism: Cantharellus anzutake
Lineage: Eukaryota; Fungi; Basidiomycota; Agaricomycetes; Cantharellales; Hydnaceae
Exons: 1
Coding region: 240-704 (154 amino acids)
Source: RefSeq, a predicted model, not a curated record